CUGCCCCGGCCGCCCGGCACCAUGCGCGCCGCCCUGCUGCUCCUGCUCGCCCUGCUGCCGCCCGCCCGCGCCGCCCGCCCCAAGCUCGCCCUGCCCAUCCGCCCCGACACCGAUCCGCUGCCCCCCGGGGGCGCGGCAGGCUGCGCCUUCGGGGGACGCUUCUAUGCCCUGGACGAGACAUGGCACCCGGACCUGGGGGAGCCCUUCGGGGUCAUGCGCUGCGUUAUCUGCCACUGCGAGCCGCUGAGGAACCGCCGGGGGAAGCCAGUGGGGAAAGUGAACUGCAAGAACAUGAAGCAGGACUGCCCCGUGCACGCCUGCCCCCGGGCCACGCUGCUGCCCGGGCACUGUUGCCCCACCUGCCCCAAAGCUUUGCCUGGCCCCCCAGAGAAGAGCCCCGGACCCCCCUUCGACACCUUCGAGUACUUCCAGGACAAGGAGGAUGACCUAGAAAAGCCCUACAAUGACCGCUCCUAUCUCAACUCUGAGGGGAUGGCCCGUGACGAUGCCCGCACAGAGUUCGUGGCCUUGCUGACAAGCGGCUCAGAGCCGUGGCACCCCACUUCCAGUGCAGUGGCCAAGGCUCGCUUUACCCUGCUGCGCUCCUACCUGCUCUUCUCCAUAAGCUACGAGAGGCUGGGGCGGCCGAGUCGCGUGCGUUUCAGCAACCCCGAGGGCAACGUGCUGUUUGAACACCCUGUGCAGAAGAGCGCUGCCCCUGAGGACGGCAUGCUCUGCGGGAUGUGGAGGACGGUGUCCAAGGCCAAUAUCCAGCUGCUGCGUGGGGAGCAACUCCGCGUGUCCCUCAUCACCCGGGCACAGCCCUCCGGAGAGGUCCAUGGGCACAUCGUCAAGCAUCGGGCACUGUUUGCCGAGACAUUUGGUGCCAUCCUGACCUCAUCGGACCCCACACACCUGGGUGCUGGGGGCAUGGCCAUGCUGACGCUUAGUGACACCGAGAACAACCUGCACUUCAUCCUCAUGGCCCGGGGUCUGCUGGAGCCGGGUGCUGGGGAAUCCCCCUGGGUGCCGCUGCGGGUCCGCAUCCUGCACCAGGGCCAGACGCUGCGGGAGGUGCACACCAACAUCACCAUGGAGGACCCUGACUUCGCGGAGGUGCUGAGUGAGCUGUCUGCUCAUGAGCUGCAGUGGCUGGUGCAGGGGCAGCUCCGCAUCGUGGCAGAGACAGAGGGCCGGCAUGCACGCCAGCUGGCAGGCACCAUCACCACACGCCGCAGCUGUGACACUAUCCAAAGCGUGCUGUGUGGAGCAGACGCCUUGCUGCCAACCAAGACGGGUUCUGUGGGCUCAGCCAAGCUGGAACUGCACAAGAAUGGCACCCUGGAGUACCAGGUCCAAGUGGUGGGUACUGCCAGUGAGGUGGUGGGCAUCACAUUGGAGACCAAACCCCGUCGGAAGAGCAAGAGGAACGUCCUGUUUGACAUGACAUUCAGCUACAAGGAUGGGCUGGCCCGGGGCACCUGGGAGAACCCCAGCGCCCGCGAUGCCCACAUGCUGCUGCAGAAUGAGCUCUUCCUCAAUGUGGCCACCAAGGACUGGGCGGAGGGCGAGCUGCGGGGCCAAGUCAUCUCCCUCCCCUACAGUGGGCUGCUUGCCCGCUACACAGAGAUGCCCGUGGCACUGGCAGGGCAGCUGGUGUCCCCUCCCGUAAGCAGUGGUGCCGGGGGGCACGCCUGGCUGUCUCUGGAUGAGCACUGCCACCUGCACUACGAGAUCUCAGUGGCGGGGCUAGGCCGCCCAGCUGACAGCACUGUCAGUGCCCACCUCCACGGCGUAGCUGAGCUGGGUGAGAUGGGAGCCCAUCCCCACCAGCACAAGCGCCUGCUCAAGGGCUUCUACAGCACCGAGGCUCAGGGCGUGGUGAAGGACCUGGACACCGACCUGCUGCAGCACCUGGCCCAGGGCACUGCUUUCCUUCAAGUCAGCACCAAAGCUCACCCCCAUGGGGAGAUGCGGGGACAGGUGCACAUUCCAAACCGGUGCCACACAGGAGGAACCCGCCUGGCCCAGGAAGAGGCUCCAGGGGAGGGCGAGCUCUCUGAAAGCACCAAGAUCAGGGACUUGGAACAGCUGAAGAAAGACCCCAACUCCUGUUUCUUUGAGGGGCAGCACCGGGCACACGGCACCCGCUGGGCACCGGACUAUGACAAGAAGUGUUCCAUCUGCAGCUGCCAGAAGCGCACAGUGAUCUGUGACCCCAUCCUGUGCCAGCCCCUCAACUGUACCCGCCAGGUGCACCCAGAGGACCUGUGCUGCCCCAUCUGCGAAGAAAAGACAGGGCAGGAGGAGCUGAAGCUGGAACGAGCACGGGACAGUAGUGAGGGCUGCUACUUUGACGGAGACAAGACGUGGCGAGGCUCUGGCACCCGCUGGCACCCAGUCGUGCCUCCCUUUGGGCUCAUCAAAUGUGCCAUUUGCACCUGCAAGGGCACCACAGGUGAAGUACACUGCGAGAAGGUGCAGUGCCCACGGCUCACCUGUGCCAAUCCAGUGCGUGCCAGCCCCUCUGACUGCUGCAAGCAGUGCCCAGCCUCUGAGAAGAGCGUCCCUGAGCUGGCCGACACCAUGCAGGCAGAUGGGCCACGGGCAUGCCGAUUUGGGCGCCGCUGGUACCUCAACAACGAGAGCUGGCACCCCUCCGUCCCCCCCUUUGGGGAAAUGAAGUGUAUCCUGUGCUGGUGUGUGUCAGGGGAGACACACUGCCAGAGACAGGAGUGCCCGCCAGCUGCCUGUGCCAGCCCUGCCAGGAGGGACAACCCCUGCUGCACCAAGUGCCGCGCUCCAGCUGCCCCCCCAGAUGCACAAGAGAAGGUUCAUGAUACCAGGGUGGAGGCAUGGAGCCGCUGAACAGUGACCACGACCCAGGGCAGGACGAGUGCACAGAGAGUCUGGGUGGCCGUGAGGGCUCCCCACCACCCGUCACCCCCGCACAGGGCAGGGGGCACAGAGGAGCAUGGCAGGGUGGACAGAGCCAGAUGCCCAGCCUGGGCACCCCAUCUUGGCACAGCUGUAGUGCUGGGGCUGCCCUGUCUGGUUGUGCCAGCAGGCAGCAGCCCGGCUGGUGGAGGCCGGGGCACCCGCUACCCUCCCUCUCCGAGCCCCCCAGCAAGCGGGCAGAGCAGGCAUCACGCCUGCCUUGUAAAUAGUGUAAAAUCCCUCUGCUCCUGGCUCACCUGGGCUCGUCACAUAAUUUAUGGUGCCCAGGGACGGGGGUCCCAAUGUAUUUAUUAAAACCAGAGA
This is a messenger RNA of Cuculus canorus (common cuckoo), 3261 nucleotides long. RefSeq names its product chordin (gene CHRD). The coding region runs from base 22 to 2868 and encodes 948 amino acids. Gene Ontology annotation, biological process: multicellular organism development. Gene Ontology annotation, molecular function: protein binding. NCBI's taxonomy places the organism in Eukaryota, Metazoa, Chordata, Aves, Cuculiformes, Cuculidae. The transcript is spliced from 23 exons. The record is from RefSeq and is a predicted model, not a curated record.